Molecule: messenger RNA, 1447 nt
Organism: Schizophyllum commune H4-8
Lineage: Eukaryota; Fungi; Basidiomycota; Agaricomycetes; Agaricales; Schizophyllaceae
Product: HAD-like protein
Exons: 3
Coding region: 206-1252 (348 amino acids)
Molecular function (GO): beta-phosphoglucomutase activity; sugar-phosphatase activity
Source: RefSeq, a predicted model, not a curated record
CUCCUGGCCAUUGUUGUUUUGGGAAGGAGGAGCCAGUGUGUCACGGUUGCUUUGCAAACGAGCGCUUCCUUGUCAACAGCUCAUGACGGAACCAGUCCUCUAGGGGCCGCGCGGGUAUAUAAGCGGGCGAGGAUGGAGGGCUAUCCUCAGCAACCAGCUCUCCUUCGCACAUACAUCUCUUCCACCUGCACAUUCUAGACUCGCUAUGUCGACUACGUCGCAGACUUUCCACGCAGACGCUGUCCUCUUUGACAUGGACGGCACCUUGACCGACUCCAUCCAGGCCGUCGAGGCCGCCUGGGGCAAGGUCGCGAAGGACAUUGGGCAGGAUCCUCACUAUGUUAUCGCCGCCACGCACGGCAAGCGCGCGGUCGACAACCUCGCCCAGUUCAAGCCGCACAUCAAGGCCCACGAGAUGGACGCCGCGGUCCAGGACUUCGAAGAGUCCAUUCUCUUCUUCGCCGACGCGUACAACGUACACGGCCCGGGUUCGCGCACACCGUCGCGCCCCGCGACGCGAUCCAACUCCUUCGCCGUCACCCCUAUCGACUCUGGCGCGACCACACCCGCCCUCACCGACUCCUCCGCUCCCAGCUCUCGUCAGGCCUCGUUCGUCGGCACGCGUCGUCCGUCGUUCGGGUCGACUCUUCUGAGCCGUCUCAACAUGUCGACGGUCCCCGCGCCUGAGGCUCAGGUCGCGGACGUCGAGGAGGAGCAGGAGGAGGGCAUCCGGGUCGACGACCAGGUGUUCGAGGAGGAGUCCGAGGCGGAGAAGAAGGCGCGCCACACCCUCGAGGCGUGGCAGCUUGAGGCGACGGCUGUCGACCGCUCCGUCCGCAUUCUUCCUGGUGUGAAGAAGAUGAUUGAUUCCAUCCCCGCCGGCCGCUACGCGGUCGCGACUUCCGGCGCAAAGACUUAUGCCUACGGCUGCAUGACUCGCGUCGGUAUCACCCCUCCUCCGGUCACCAUCACCGCCGACGACAAGCGUCUCAAGGCCGGCAAGCCCGCGCCCGACCCCUUCCUGCUCGCCGCCGAGUGCUUGGGCUACGACGCGAAGAAGUGCGUGGUCUUCGAGGACUCGCCUUCUGGCAUCCGUGCCGGCGUUGCCUCGGGCGCGACCGUCAUCGCGGUCUGCACUUCGCACGAGCGCAGCAAGAUCGAGAACUGCGGCGCGCACUUCAUCGUCGAGAACAUGGAAAAGGUCAAGUGCGAGGUCGAUGGCGACCGCCUACGCUUCACCAUCACCGCGUAGAGCAUCGCGCGCCUUCAACAUCCACUUCCCCCAUCCCCGUCCCCUUCUUGUCAUCAUGUACUGCUAGCCUCUGUCUGUUCUGUUGUAUGUUGUCGUGCUAUUUAUCUUGUACUAUUAGAUCAGUGUACCCGUAGAGCGGUACUCAUACCCUUGUAUACUCUCAAAACGCGCUGGAAUAGCAGUUGUUCACCUUUA